UCUCACGGCAGAGACCUCACGGGCCCCGUCCCCCCGCCGCCCGUGACGGGGCCGAGCCUCAGCGGCGCGCGGCGGCGGCGUCAGCGCUCGGCGCCGCCCGAAGGUCACACACCGGCCUCAAGAUGGCGGCGGCGGCGGCGGGCGGCUGCCGGAAAUGUCUCAUCAAUGGCAUAUGGCUUAUAUCUAGAAGAUAUCCAGUUCCUGCAGUCCACAGUGGUACCACGUAUAGAAUGAGCACGCCUCUUUUAGAGAUCAAUCAGUCUAGAUGUUAUUCUUCAGGAGGAAGAAAGGGUUUUAUAUCAGGUUUUGUGGAAAACAUCAAACAAGAAUUAGCAAAAAACAAAGAGAUGAAAGAAAGUAUUAAAAAGUUCCGAGAUGAAGCUAAAAAGCUAGAAGAAUCUGAUGCACUUCGAGAAGCAAGAAGGAAAUAUAAAACCAUUGAAUCUGAAACAGUGAAGACCUCAGAAGUGAUUAAAAAGAAGCUUGAAGAAAUCACUGGUACAGUUAAAGAGAGUUUGGAUGAAGUAAGUAAGAGUGAUAUUGGCCGGAAGAUAAAAGAAGGUGUGGAAGAAGCAGCAAAAACAGCAAAGCAGUCUGCAGAGUCGGUGACAAAAGGAGGGGAGAAAUUAGGCAAGACAGCAGCUUUCAAAGCUAUUUCUCAGGGAGUAGAAACCGUUAAGAAGGAAAUAGAUGAAAGUGUUUUAGGGCAGACUGGUCCUUACAAGCGUCCAGAGCGACUACGAAAAAGAACAGAAUUCUCAGGCGAGAGGAUUAAAGAGGAACGAGUAUUUGAAGCUAAUGAAGAGGCCAUGGGUAUGGUGCUGCAUAAGGACUCAAAAUGGUAUCAGCAGUGGAAAGAUUUCAAGGACAACAAUGUGGUGUUCAAUAGGUUCUUUGCAAUGAAAAUGAAGUAUGAUGAAAGUGAUAAUGCAUUCAUUCGAGCUUCCAGAGCUGUCACAGACAAAGUCACUGAUUUGAUAGGUGGAUUGUUCUCGAAGACUGAAAUGUCUGAGGUUUUGACAGAGAUACUCAAAGUGGAUCCCUCCUUUGACAAAGAUCGUUUUUUAAAGCAAUGCGAGCGUGAUAUAAUCCCCAAUGUCUUGGAGGCUAUGAUGUCUGGAGAGCUUGAGAUCCUCAAAGAUUGGUGCUACGAAGCAACUUACAGUCAGCUUGCUCAUCCAAUCCAGCAAGCCAAGGCCAUGGGUCUGCAGUUCCACUCCAGGAUUCUGGACAUUGACAACAUUGAUCUGGCUAUGGGGAAAAUGAUGGAGCAGGGACCAGUAUUAAUCAUCACUUUUCAAGCUCAGAUUGUGAUGGUAAUAAAGAAUCAGAAAGGGGAAGUGGUAGAAGGCGAUCCGGACAAGGUUCUGCGGAUGCUGUACGUAUGGGCACUGUGCAGAGACCAGGACGAGCUCAACCCCUAUGCUGCCUGGAGGUUAUUGGACAUUUCCUCAUCAAGCACUGAGCAAGUUCUCUGAGAAGAAUCACAUCUGAGAGCUUCCUGUCCCUCUCUUCGAGCAAUGCCGGUUCUGAAUUUGCACCAGUCUACUGCAUGAUGAUCUGCGGGGGAAAGAGGCUAGAUUGGUUCCUUUUCAGAAGAACAGGCUGUGAGGUGUGCCAUUGUUACGCCAAAUCCCAUCAUGAACUGGACGAGUCUGACACAUCUGCCUUACACUUUGCUGUGUAGCUGUUGCACUGUAAGGAUGUAGGGUAGAUUGUAAUGAGAGUGCUCUAAGACACUAGCAGCUGCUCUUGGCUCCUGUUUUAAUCGUGGCUGAAGGAGGCUGGUUUGGGUUCUGUGUAUUUCCCAGUGCUUCCAGUGAUACCCACAGAGGUGGGUAUUGAAGAACGGUGCAGUGAGGUGUGACAGGCCUGGUUGCAAUCUGCUGUCAUCCUCUGAUGGCCUUACAUCAACCCCGAAAAGAACUCAGAGGUGCUUUUAAGGCACCCUUGGUCUCAGCUAAUCCACAUCUCAUACCGAGUUGCACCAAUACCAGUAAGCCUUCUAUUGCUGUAGUGUCUUGUACCUCACCAAACCAAAUGCAAUCGGGUAUUUGCACAUGACUUGGAGUAGAACAGAGUCAGGAUGGAGCUGUUUGCAUCAUCAUACAUAAACGUCCACAGUUCUGCAGGGGGAAUAUC
Anas platyrhynchos (mallard) is the source of this 2142-nucleotide messenger RNA. It is a transcript of the gene TIMM44, whose product is annotated as translocase of inner mitochondrial membrane 44. Gene Ontology annotation, molecular function: protein-folding chaperone binding. Gene Ontology annotation, biological process: protein import into mitochondrial matrix. The record is from RefSeq and is a predicted model, not a curated record. Lineage: Eukaryota; Metazoa; Chordata; Aves; Anseriformes; Anatidae. Gene Ontology annotation, cellular component: mitochondrial inner membrane.